Molecule: messenger RNA, 6381 nt
Organism: Struthio camelus australis
Lineage: Eukaryota; Metazoa; Chordata; Aves; Struthioniformes; Struthionidae
Source: RefSeq, a predicted model, not a curated record
UUUUAGUACAGUUUAAUAUAAGAUACAAAAUUAUUUGUCACUCCAAAUCCUUUCAGGGAAAAUGAAUCUAAUUUCUUUUGAAUAUUUCUGUGACUUAGCCAAGAUCUUAAAUGUAAUUUAAUGUAGCUGCUUAAUGCAACUCAUAUUUCACCCAGGAAAGCUGGGAUAAGUACUGUACUUGUGUGAAGUACUGUGAAAGCUGCGGCUAAAGAUGUUGCAAUGUAAUCUUGUCUUUUCCUUUUUCCUAAGAGCUUAAAUUGUUUGGUGCGGACAGAUAACUAAUUCGAGGUUGUGUCUUUCAUUCAGCACAGAUUUGCUAUAUGUUGUUGAUAGAUUGUAUGGCAUGUGGCAGAGAGACGGGAACAUAAGUCACCGAACUGAAUUCCUGUCUGGAUUACAAAUGUCAUUUUGCAAGCUGAUGAUCAUCUGCGUUGAUUACCACAAUCAGCAAUGCUGUGCCUGCCAGAAAGAUGGCAUUGAGGUUGAAUCUGGAAUUCUUGUUUGUAGUGGAGUAACCAAAGACUUGAAAUACCAGACUUGCACACACAAAAGCUGAAGGGUGCCGUGGGUGCCAUGAUCGUUAGAAAUCAAAACACCUUCUCAUAAAUUAUAAGUAUGAUUUACAUCCUUCUUAAAUAUGGAAAAGCUAGUUUAAGCAGUGAUCAAGUAAAACUUAAAAAUAACCUGUUUGCUCCAGGAUGCAUGAGAUGCAAAGUUUUAGACAGCUGGCAGGUAUAACACACAAGCGAGGAAGUCUGAGGAACAAAAUUCCGUUUCUUUCUGCGCUGGCCCCUGCAGUUGUUCGCAUCCCCUCAGCUUUCCUCAUGACAUGUCAAAGGUUGCAGGCCAAGUCUCAUUCUCACCUCCACCUUGGUGCCUGGGGCGAAGAGCUCGCUUUUUCAGCUGAAGUGCACAGCGAUACCAGUUUGAGUUUCACACCAAAGCAUGAGGCUUGAGCUGCCCAUUCUUCUACACCUUAUGCUGAUAAGACUCCAGCAUGCACAGGAUGCCUGUGAUACUGGUUCUUGCCACCCAGCCAUUGGAGACCUCCUGCUGGGUCGCAGCAAGCAGCUAACAGCCUCGUCAACUUGCGGGAUGGACGGCCCUCAGAAGUACUGCAUCAUAGGCUAUCUUGAGGCUGAACAGAAGUGCUUUCUUUGUGAUUCCAGACAUCCAUAUAAUUCCUAUACACAGCACAACAGCCACAUGAUUGAAAAUGUUAUCACAACUUUUGAGCCUGAUGAUAGGAAAAAAAAGUGGUGGCAGUCAGAAAACGGCGUUGACCAUGUCAGCAUUAGAUUGGACCUAGAAACUGUAUUCCAGUUCAGCCAUCUUAUCCUGACUUUUAAGACGUUUCGGCCUGCAGCGAUGCUGGUUGAACGCUCCGCAGAUUUUGGUCAGACCUGGAAAGCAUUUAGGUAUUUUGCCCAGGAUUGUGCAGCUUCUUUUCCCAACAUCUCUUCUGGUCCAGCAAAAGGUGUGGGAGACAUCAUUUGUGAUUCAAGAUAUUCCGACAUUGAGCCCUCCACUGACGGCGAGGUUGUCUUAAAAGCUUUGGAUCCAAGCUUUGAAAUAGAAAAUCCAUAUAUGCCAUAUAUCCAAGAGCUCAUUACUUUGACAAACCUAAGGAUAAAUUUUACUAAACUCCACACCCUUGGGGAUGCUCUGCUUGGAAGGAGGCACAGUGAUCCCCUUGAGAAGUAUUACUACGCUGUCUAUGAGAUGGUUGUGCGUGGCAGCUGCUUUUGCAAUGGUCACGCCAGCCAGUGUGAUCCUAUGCAGAGCCUGCGGGGAGAUGUUUUCCAUCAGUUUGGAAUGGUCCAUGGGAGAUGCAUCUGCCACCAUAACACUGCUGGCACGUCCUGUGAAAGAUGUAAAGAUUUCUACAAUGAUGCUCCCUGGAGGCCAGCUGAAGGGGCACAAGAUAAUGCUUGCAAACAGUGUAAAUGCAACGGCCAUUCUGACAGAUGCCACUUUGACAUGACAGUGUACCAGGCCAACGGUGGUGACAGCGGCGGUGUUUGUGAAGACUGUCAGGACAAUACCAUGGGGCAACACUGUGAUCAGUGCAGACUUUUCUUUUACCAGGAUCCACUGAAAGUCAUCUCAGACCCUCAUGCGUGCCUCCCCUGUGACUGUGACCCAGAAGGCACACUGCACGACGGUCUGUGUGAAAGCCGCUCAGACCCUGUUCUGGGAACUAUUGCUGGUCGAUGCCCUUGCAAGGAGAACGUGGAAGGAGUCCGCUGUGACAAGUGCAGGCCAAACUACUAUGGCCUGAGUGGCAAUGACCCUCUAGGCUGUCAGCCUUGCAACUGUGAUCCCUCUGGCAGUUUGCCUUUCUCCAGCUGUGAUCCUGCCUCUGGAGAGUGCCUCUGUCAGCGGUAUGCCACUGGGCGACGCUGUGAAAAAUGUGUCUUAGGAUACUGGGGCCUCGGCAAGAGCUUGUAUGGUUGCUCUCCGUGUGACUGUGACAUUGGGGGAUCCCAGAAUAAUUUGUGCUCACCGAAGGAUGGUCAGUGCACGUGUCUUCCCAACAUCGUGAGCCGCCAGUGUAAUGAACCAGCCUCAGGCUACUUCUUUUUACCCCUGGAUUAUUACAUUUAUGAAGCUGAAUAUGCAAAGCCCCUUUCUGGGUCUGCACCUUUGGGUACAGUUCAGUCUGGACAAACCUCCGCUGUGGCGGGUGUUUUUAGGCAGCCCAGCCCCAGCAGGCCUGUCACGUGGACAGGACCGGGCUUCGCUCGCGUUCCCAGGGGAGCUGGACUGAGAUUUACCAUCAACAACAUUCCCUUUGCUAUGGACUUUGAUAUCAUCAUCCGUUAUGAGCCUGAGUCCUUGGAAGACUGGCUAGCAAGUCUUGCCAUUCAACCCACUGGUAUUUUGUCAAGUCAGCGCUGCAAAAACAAGGCCGUUUCACAGGAGUCACAUGCACUGGCUCUUCCAGCUAUGAAAAGAAUUGCCCUUCUGCAAAUACCAGUAUGUUUAGAGCCACGAACAGAAUAUUCUGUGGAUGUUUAUUUUUCUCAGCCGUCUGCCUCUGACCCAAAGGUUAAAUCAUUCAUCUUGAUCGACUCACUUGGACUUAUUCCCAGAAUCAGCUCUGUGGAGAACUUGUGCAGUAAAAAAGAUUUAGAUGAGUACCAGAAGUAUCACUGUAUUGAAAUUGCAUCAGAAGUUGGACCUCACAUCCUGCCUGAAGCAUGUGCAAGGCUCAUAGCAAGCUUGUCAGCUCGCAUUCACAACGGAGCUGUUGCAUGUAACUGCAAUCCCCAAGGGUCGCUGAAUACCAGCUGCAGUAAACUUGGGGGCCAGUGCCAAUGCAAAGCUAAUGUCAUGGGCCGCUGUUGUGACACAUGCUCGGCAGGGAGCUACGGCUUUGGACUCCACGGCUGCUACUUAUGUGAAUGCAACCCCCGAGGCUCCGUGAGCACGCUGUGCGACCAGGUGACGGGGCAGUGCUCUUGCCGCCGAGAGGUUGAUGGUCAACGCUGCAGCCGCUGUCUGGCAGGGUAUUUUGGAUUUCCCAACUGCCGCCCUUGCUCGUGUAAUGGCUACGCAGAGCUUUGCGACCCGGUAACUGGAGCUUGCUUGAACUGUGGAGGGUUUACAGCUGGAAGCCGCUGUGAAAGGUGCAUGGAUGGCUAUUAUGGAAAUCCUAUCAAGAGAGAACCCUGCCGCCCAUGCAUGUGCCCCGAGGCACCUACUAGCAAUAGGUAUUUUGCACAUUCCUGCUACGAAGACUCCCAAACUGCACAAUUAGUCUGCAAUUGUCUCAAAGGAUAUUCAGGCAGUCAGUGUGAUGAGUGUCCUAGCGGGUUCUACAAAAAUCCAGGAAGCCCUGGGGUUGACUGUGUGCCAUGUUCCUGCAACAAUAACAUUGAUUUGACAGACCCAGAAUCCUGUAACAGGGUCACUGGAGAAUGCAUUAAGUGUUUACACAACACACAUGGAGCAAACUGCCAGUUCUGCAAACCAGGAUAUUUUGGCUCUGCUGUUGGUCAGAACUGCCGAAGUGUUAGCCCUGCCGUGUGCCCGGCUGGGAACGAAGCCUGCCUCUGCGACCCCGUCACGGGAGCCUGCCCGUGCUUGCCUAACGUCGUGGGCGUUACCUGCGACCAGUGUGCUUCUGGCUACUGGGACAUGGCUAGUGGAAAAGGAUGUCAGCUCUGUGACUGCAAUCCAGAACAUUCCCAAAGUAACCAGUGUAACCAGUUUACAGGCCAGUGUCCAUGUAAGCUAGGUUACAGCGGAAGGCGUUGUGAUGAGUGUGAAGAAAAUUACUUUGGCAAUCCACAGACGCAUUGCAUUCCAUGCAAGUGUAACCAGGAAGGAACAGACCAGCCCAAGUGUGACCAAGCCACUGGUGCGUGUAACUGCCGUGCUGGUGUCAUCGGGAGGUUCUGUGACCAGUGUGGCCGUGGCUUUGAGAAAGAGUUUCCCUCUUGCCGUCAGUGUCAUCUUUGUUUUGAUCAGUGGGAUGCUGAAAUUACUACCCUCUCUCAGACUGUUGAGGGGUUAAUGAGGUUCGCUGCAAAUCUAGAAGAUAAAGGAGGACGAAUGCCCAGCUGUGAUAUGCACUUCAAAGGCUUUGGAAACACCAUUUCUGAAAUUGAAAGAAUUUUGAAACAUCCUGUUCUUUCAUUGGAGGCAUUUGCAGACAUCAAGGAUUUUCAUGCCUUCAUGCAACAACAAGUUGCACAAAUGGAUACGCUUCACAAUAUAGCGUAUGAAUUUCCUGACUUUAAUGAGAGAAUGGAAAAGAUUGGGGAAGAAGCUGACCUCCUGUAUGAACUUCUGCAACAGAAAAUACAUCUACAUCACAGUUUUCAUUACUUGAACCUCAAAGAGGCUCUCAGCAACAUUAGGAAACAUUUUGAAAUAUCAUUGUUAGCUGAAAAGAAAACCAGUGGGACAAUCCCUUUCUUAAGAUAUUCAGAGUACACCAGAAACAGUGUACUUGCUAUGCUGGACAAUCGUGCCUUGAAAGAAAGCAAUGUACUGGAACAACUCAACAUGAUCAAGACCCCCAACAUCCAAAACUUGAAUGAAAAGAUCUGUGGGGUGCCGGGAAAUCAGCCGUGUGUUACAGCAGCGUGUGGGGGAGCUCUGUGCCAAGAUAGGUACGGACUCAAGCAGUGUGGUGGCCCAGACUGCAGUGGAGCUCUUCCUCGUUCUGCAGAUGCUUUCAGGAAAGCUGAGGAGACUGCUAUGUCAUUAAAAAACUUGACUACUCAGCUACAGGAACCUGAGAACCAGGUUGAAAGCAUCAGAACAAUGGCAGAAGACACCAAGCUGAAAGGCUCACAAUUAAAUGGGGAACUACAGAGAGCUAAGAAUCAAAUUGAAGUUGACCACGAGAUCACUGAGGAGUUCAUCAGAAAAGUAAAAGUCUUCUUGUUAGAUGAGAGCGCACCUCCAGAAGACAUUGAGAAGGUGGCAGACUAUGUUCUGCAAAUAAACCUUCCCCUGACCCCGCGAGAGCUAACAAACAUGCUUGACGAAAUCAGAAACGUUAUGAACUACUGUGAGAAGUACAAACUGAACGUGAAUAAGAGAAACGGAAAAAUGGAAGAAGCUCAGAAGCUACUGGUGAAGGCAAAACGAGCUGACAAAGCAGCAAAAGCUCUUCCACCUGUGGAUGAAAUUAAUAAUACAAUAAAAAAUGUUGUUAACUCCCAAGGACACUCCAAAGGCACUUUCAUAAAGUUAAAUGAAGAGAUACAAGGAAUCAGAACACAAAUCUCACAGGCUGAGAAUCAAGUGAACAAGACAAGUGAUGAACUAAAUGACUUCUCAGCAAAACAAUCUGAGAUGGAAGAUGAAAUUGCCAUGUUGCAGAUGAAAAUGAUGAAGAAUAGGAAUCAAGCUACAAAUGCACAAGCAGGGGCAGAAGCAGCAAACAAGCGAGCGCAGAAUAUCAAUAAUGAAUUUGCUGACAUUAAAAGAAAGUACACAAUUCUUCAAGAGAAGCUAAAAGCUGAAGGACUUCCAAAAGUAACAUUAGAGAAAGUGAAACAGCUGAAAGAAGAAGCAGAAAAACUGGCUGAAGAGACCAAAGAAAAAAUCAAAAGAAUAACAGAUUUGGAAAAGAAGCUCCAGGACCUGAAUCAAACCAAACAAGACAAGGCAGAGCAACUCAGACAACUAGAGGAGCAGGUGAUAGCCAUUAAAAAUGAAAUCACCGAGCAGGAAAGCAAGUAUGCAACGUGCAAAAGUUAGGGUCUGAACAGACCAUCAUGUCAAGUGAACCUCUCCAUGUUUACCAUCUCCCGAACUUCCCAGCAUGGAGUGGAUAUACUCUGUAAAUACAUCUGAAGGUGCAUACAGUGUUUUGGCAUAGGGAACGAUGUAACUUCCUCUUGACUUUUAAUCCAGUUG